Molecule: messenger RNA, 2579 nt
Organism: Suillus discolor
Lineage: Eukaryota; Fungi; Basidiomycota; Agaricomycetes; Boletales; Suillaceae
Exons: 2
Coding region: 143-2443 (766 amino acids)
Source: RefSeq, a predicted model, not a curated record
UGAAAUUUAAAAGUGCCAACGUCGACCAAUACGUAGGACGAUGCUAAGUCCAUUGUGAGACCGCCAGUCACAUAACGAUGACUCAGUGGGCCCAGCGUUAACAUUUCAACACAGACCUCAUACCUGGCAUCAAUAAAUACUAAUGGUCCAUUCCAACCGCGACGAUCCAGGGAUCCUUUCAAAUGUUUUCAGUUUUGUCUCGCGAGAGAUUGGCGAGUUCAUGAUAAAUGCUACCGGUCAAUCAGGCUCCUUCCCCCCAUCUCCACGUCAUACCAGCCGUUCAAGAGGCAGAAAAGUCCGCCCUCGUCCUCAAGAUGAUACGCCCCUCCCUUCGUCACACUCAGGAACGACAUACCCCCAACUACACAAAAAACCCUCCAUCACAAUGCCUGGUUCACUUUUCCCCCGAUCAGAUUCGCCCCAGCCCGAUUCCGUACUGCGUACUCCUCAAUCAACUCUCGACGUCGACGCACAAGACUUGGAACCCGGCCCUUCUCCCUGGCGCACUCGUCCCAUCGCCUCCGUCCAUGACGCAGUUCAACGAUUUACCGCGAGUGGAGGGGAAGAAAGGGACUUUUCGCUGUUGGUUGUCAGUAGUCCUACGGGUCCUGUAGAUCCGGAGAGCUCAGGCGCCGUACUAGAAACGCCGCAUCUGCCCCUGGGUGGUGUUUCGCAGAAGGGGAAAGAACACGCUGUUGAUGAUGGAGACGAGGAUUUAGCAUUUAUACUCGAUCAUCACCCCGUGCAAGAUAAGGUAAAACAGGAUAGGGACAAGGAACGCAUUAGAAUGUUGGAGGAAGAAGUCAGGAUGUUGAAGGAAGAGCUCUCCCGUCGCCGCCGUUCGCCAACUCCUCAAAUCAUUCACACCCAAGCCCCAAUACCACCUCCACCCCCACCCCCACCACUUCCACCUCCUCCCGGCGUCCGCAUUCCCCUCCCUCCUUCUCUAGGCGAAAGCAAGGCCCUUUUCGCAAGUGCGCGCGCUGCCUUACGCCCAACCGACGCCGGUACGACUGGGAGCACAAAUGAUCUGGCGAGGUCAGCAAGCGGCAAGGUGAGACAACCAACCGUCAACGUUCCUAGCGAUAAAAUGGCCGCGUUCCUGAAUGAGAUGAGGACGGUGCGGUUGAGGAAAGUGGGGUCUGCACCUGGACCUGGGCCUGAGGGACUGAGUAGGAGCGUUAGUGAUCGACCUGGGCCCAGUGGAUUAAGCCGUAGUGUGAGUUCGAGUGCUGCUGGAGUGGACGGGCGGAGAGAGAAUGUGACGAGGCGUAAGUCGACGGGCGUGAAAGCGCCUGUUGGUUCAGCCGCUUCCGGUCUCGCUUCUGCGUCGACUAGCUCGUCGAGAACAGCUUCUUUUUCCAACGUGAGUAAAGCAGCAUCGACCUCAAAACUCCCUUCCACCUCGAGCAUUCCCAGCCCGAAAUCUGCUCCAACCGCGUCGAAACCAUCAUCCUCACACACUUACCCGGCCCCCUCAUCGCACGCAACCCGCCCAGCCUUAAAUAACAAACGCAAAGCAGAUGUCCUAGGCAACUCAGAAGGGAGAUCUACUUCCAAACGACGUCCAGGUACUUGUGCGCAAGCUCAAUCAGACACGAGCUCUUCAUCGUCAUACUCAAGAACACACGAAUUUGCCGGUUCCACACACUCAAAUUUCUCACUCACAGGCCCAUCACAUACGAACCACUCCUCACUAUCGAACGAAACAGACAUCACCACUCCCUCUUUAUGCUCUGAUAACGAGCUUGGAGGGGACGCGGAUGGUAGGAUGCCGUCGACGCCGCCUGGACCAAGGUCUGCUGCAGCUACAGUUCAGAACGCGCAUGAUGAUGUUAUAGAGAUCAUUGACGUGGAUAUGGAAGACAAGAAUGUUGAUAUCGAGCCUGCACAUAAUCAUGUCACGCCCUCCCACCCACAAAGCGAUUUGUUCAGGAAACGUCCGCCGAUGUCGCCGUUGCCUGUACUAACGCCAACGAGGGCGCGAGCGCCUGCGCGUGCCAAGGGGAGGAAGUCUGUGCCGACGCCUGAGAGGACAAAGAGGGGCGCGACGCCGAAGCCGAAGAGUAUCAUGCUGCUCGACGAGGAUGACGACGACGACCAGGAUGAACCGGAUGAGCUGGCGUUACCCCCGAAGUUGGAAUGGCGGCGCGAGGUUCAGCCCAGAGUCGCAAAUAAUUCGACCGCGGCUAAUAGCAAGGGCAAACGACGACUGACGUUAGACGAAGAGCUUGCGCGGGCAAGGUCGUCUGAUCGGCUUGUGGAGCUUGGAUUAGAAAGUGGGGAACUGUUUGGGACGGGCACUGGGAACAAACGACGGGGAUUCUUAGCUGGGGGUGGUGCGGGUGGUGCGCCUGUGUUUAUGGGCGCAGGGUAUGUUCGGGGUGUCGAGGAGGAUGGACUGGACCUGCCAGUGUCGAGGAUACCGCGGCGAAGAGGCUAGCAUGUUUCAAAAUAUUUAUUGUAAUCUUUAUCGCAUUCCCUUGACUCUCUUGUAAUUUCUUGUAUAGCUAGCUGUGUGGAAACCCGCCGUAACGACAGUACUAGUGGCGAGAAUCACUAGAACUAUUCGGACAGCC